Messenger RNA from Cinara cedri, 2859 nucleotides. The record is from the annotation of a GenBank genome assembly. NCBI's taxonomy places the organism in Eukaryota, Metazoa, Arthropoda, Insecta, Hemiptera, Aphididae.
ACAAAAAGUCUGUGGCAUGAGGCAUAAACCACAAUGUCAACAUUUGUUUCAAGGUUUCAUUAAUUCUGAUUCAGAUAAUGAUGGAGAUGUAAUCACUCAGGAUGUAUCUAUAAUCGGCUCGGAAUAUAUAAAAAAUGAUUUAAAGUUUUUAUCAUUUCUCAAUAAGAAAAGAGGUAAUUGGUAAAUCGAAUAUUAAUGUAGACAAUAUCUCAUACUUUUAUUUUUUUUAGAAAUGCAUAUGGAUUCAGAAGUUAUAUCUGUUAGUACUCCUACUACAAGUACUUUUCAUCAAAAAAUAAAUUCUAUUGGUAGGUACAUAUAUUUUAUUUGUUAAUUUAAACAGAAUUAUUACUAUGUUAUAUAAAAAUUUGACAUAAAGCGUAUAUUAAGUUAUAUUUACACAACUAUUUAGUUUCAUCUUAUGCCAUCAUUAGGUUGCUGAUAAACAGAUAAACAAUGUAAUUAAAUGGUUUACAUAAUAUAAUUUAAAAAAGGAAUAUUAUAAAUUUCAAAACAAAAAUAAACAUAGUUGUUAUAAUAUCAUUCAAAAUAUAUGUACAUAUUUUUAUAACAAACGAUGAUAGUACAGAAAUUUGAUUAAAUAAUGUUAUCACUAUUAUUAUCAUCUUUAAGUUUAUGUUGACAAGAAAAUAAAAUAUUAUUUUUAAAAUUUGGUUGAACAUUUAAUAAAUUAUUGAAAUUGUUGUUUUUUAUUUUAUUAUGAAUAUGGUAACUUUCUAGUAUUGAAUUUUUGUGUGCAUAUUAUUGAUAAAUCUUUUUCAAUAUUAUUUGUAAUGUUGUGGUUACUUUCAAAACAUGUUUGGCAAAGUUUGAUUUGGGAUUUUUUUUUUUUAUAAUCUAAUUUCAGAUGUAUAUUUUUUGAAUCUGGUUUUAAAGUUUCUAUCUAUUUUAUACCUAUACAUAUAUUUUGUUACAUUCACAUUGUAAUUUAUAAAUACCUAGUUUAUCAAAUUUAUUUACUGAUUUAUUAUUAUUUAUAUUGAUUUUAUUAUUUGGUAAAUUAAUGAUAUUGUAUAUAUUGAAGGGGGGUUUUUAAAUUUGGUUAUUAUUGUUCUUAUUUAUACAGGUAGUAAGAUUGUCAUUAGGUAUUAUGGCGUCUGUGUAGGUUUUCUAUAGGUAUUGAAUUCAAAUUUAUUGUUAAUAAUUUUAAUAUUAAGGUCUAAAAAGUUUAAUUGAUUAUUAUUUUGUAUUUCUAUAGUAAAUUGAAUAUAAUCAUUGAUUUUGUUAAAUUCACUAACCAUGUUUUGUGCCUGUCUGCGCUUUUAAAUAUUUUAAAAGUGUCAUCUACAUAUCUAUAAUAUUAUUUUAUGUUGGGAUUUUUAUAAUGUGUUUGUUUUCAUAAUUUUAUAGGUAUAUUUCUGAAAGAAGGGCACUAAUGGACUACCCAUAAUUAAACCUUCUGGUUGUGUUUAUACUAUAUUAUUGUAAAUAAAAUAGUUUUGGUUAGUAAUAAUUUCAGCAAUUGUUCUGGUUUCAUUAAUUUCUUUAGUGUUUGUUUUAUUUAGUUUAGUUAAAUUACCAUUUAAAAUUUAUAUUGCUUCUAAUUUGAGAAUUGAAGUGUAUACGGUUUUGAUGUCUAAUGAAAUCAUAAUUUUGCAUCCUAGUGGUAUAUUGUAAACUUUAAUAUUAUUAUUAAAGGUAUAAGUAUUUUUGAUGGAAUGUAAGUUUCGAUAUUUAAGUUGGUUAUUAUAUAUUUAUCUAAAUAUUUUACAAGUUUGUAUGAAGGGGAAGUUUUGAAAUUUACUAGAGGUCUUACUGAAUGAUCUUUUUUAUGCAAUUUAAUAAAGGAAUGUAGUUGUUGGCUUGUAUAUUGUUAUUAAUUUUUUUGUCUCAGGGUUUUAUUAUUUCUGUGACAUUUUUAAUAUUAUUAUUAAUUAGCUUUUGGUAUAUAUUAGUGGGUUCACUGUUUAAUAUUGUUACAUUAUUAUUUUUUAUGAAAUCAUAUGUUUUGUUAAUAACUAAUUAAUAACUAAUAAAAACUAAUAAUUACUUUAGCAUUUGAUUUAUAGCUAUGUCAUAAAAUCUCAAGUUUAUAAUAUUACUAUGUAUUUAAAUAAUUAUCUAUAAAAUAUAUGUUUUAGGUUUAGACAGAAUUCAAAUCAAAGAUGAAUCAGUUUAUAGAAAGAUUUCAGAUACAGGUAAAUGAUUUUCUUUUAAAUUUGUUCAUAUUUAAUGUAAUACAAAGGUUCAAAUUUUAAAUAGAUACAAGUCUUUUUAAAGAAGGUAAUCAAAAUAUUAAAUUAUAUUUAUUAAUUACAUUUAAAAACAAUUAGUUUUAUAAAUAUUCUAUUUAUUAUUCAAUAAUUUAAAUAGUUUUGUAUACUAAUACCUAAAAUUUGUACUUGUGCUUGUCAAAUAAAUAAUUAUUCGUAUAUGUACUAUAGUUUAAAAAUAUUAACUUUUAAGGUACAUUGUUCCAAAUUUGCACAUUAAGGUUUAUAAGAAAUUGAAACUUUGAAUAUUAUUAUUAUAAUGUAAGUUAUAAUAAUUUUUACUUCAUUUCAGGUUAUGUAUCAAACUUAGAUAAUGAUAUUAUAAACAACUGUGACUUGACCAGCAAAACAUAUUACUCUUGUUCAUUUGAACCGAAAAUUAACAUUGGCCAUGAAGAUUUUAAAUGUCAGAUGGUAGUAUCUUUGGGACAUCAACUAUGUCGUUUAUCUGGUAAGAUUUCAUAAGAAAACAGUUAUUUACUUGUUAAUAUUUUUAAAAGUAAAUUUUAAAAAAAAUAUAGCUGAUUUCUAUAAUUUCAAAUCACAAAUGAACUAUUUGAAACUUGAAUUAACAUUAUUUGUUGGAAACAAAGAUAUUUUAUCACAAAAUAACACAUUUAAUUAA